Prunus mume (Japanese apricot) is the source of this 1183-nucleotide messenger RNA. The record is from RefSeq and is a predicted model, not a curated record. Lineage: Eukaryota; Viridiplantae; Streptophyta; Magnoliopsida; Rosales; Rosaceae.
UUGUUUACAUCUGCCACUGCCAGCAAAACAUAUUCCCUUGUCUACAUACUUGACGGGGAAUCAAAAGAGUUUGGUUUGUAAAGAAGUAAUAUUAUGCUUUCCAAUAAGAAUGAGACACCUGCCCCAAAACAAAUAUAUUGUAGAUAAAAUAAAUAUUCAAUCUAUAACUUACUUGUAUAAGUACCUCGCACAAGGUUCCAGCCUCUCAGAAGUACAGAACUUCAAUAUUCCCACUUUCGGUAGCCAUGACCACGUUUAAGCUGCUCAUGUUUCUUUUUCUUCAAAUGUUCUUCACAACAAUGUCAUCAAUCCAAGCAGCAAAUUCAAAGCUCUUCAGAGAAUACAUCGGAGCUGAGAACAACGGCGUCACUUUCGAAGAAGUGCCCGUUGAUUCCAAAGUUGAAUUUCACUUCAUCCUCUCCUUUGCCAUUGACUAUACACAAUCCAAUCAUCCUACGCCCACUAAUGGCAACUUUAAUGUCUUCUGGGACACAGAGAAUCUUACCCCUGCUCAUGUAUCCGGCAUCAAGGCUCGUCAUCGAAAUGCUAAAGUAGCUCUGAGUCUUGGAGGUGAUACCGUAAGCAACAUAUCUGCAAACUUCAGUCCUACAUCAAUCAAUUCUUGGGUUAGAAAUGCUAUCGACUCAAUAGUUCAGAUAACGAAAAAAUAUCAUUUGGAUGGAAUUGAUAUUGACUAUGAACACUUCCAGACAGAUCCCAAUACAUUUGCUGAAUGCAUUGGGCGACUACUGUUCUACCUUAAACAAAACAAUAUUGUGUCGUUCACAUCAAUAGCACCAUAUGAGAAUGACGCAGUGCAACCAUAUUACUUGGCAUUGUGGAGGAAGUAUGGGCAUCUCAUUGACUAUGUUAAUUUUCAGUUCUAUGCCUAUGAUAAGGGCACGACUAUAAAUCAGUUUUUAAAACAUUUUGAGAUACAGAGCUCAAAUUACAAAGGUGGAAAGAUUCUAGUGAGCUUUGGAACAGAUGGAAGUGGGGGGUUGUCCCCUGAACAUGGGUUCUUUGAGGCUUGCGCUAGGCUUCGACGUCAGGGCAAACUUCAUGGCAUUUUUAUUUGGUCUGCUGAUGACUCCAAGAAGGCUCAUUUUCGUUAUGAGAAGCAAUCACAGACCUUUCUAGCUAGCAUAAAAUGAACUGUUUUUUUUUUCUCCUCCCUUAUUUG